This is a messenger RNA of Engraulis encrasicolus (European anchovy), 6751 nucleotides long. RefSeq names its product insulin-like growth factor 1 receptor. Gene Ontology annotation, biological process: positive regulation of kinase activity; multicellular organism development; protein phosphorylation. Gene Ontology annotation, molecular function: insulin receptor activity; insulin receptor substrate binding; ATP binding. The transcript is spliced from 24 exons. Lineage: Eukaryota; Metazoa; Chordata; Actinopteri; Clupeiformes; Engraulidae. The coding region runs from base 1163 to 5968 and encodes 1601 amino acids. The record is from RefSeq and is a predicted model, not a curated record. Gene Ontology annotation, cellular component: axon; plasma membrane; insulin receptor complex.
ACGUUUUCAAACUAGCCCAGUGAGUGAGUGUGUGAGAAAAAAGGAGCCCUGUUUACAGCGCUGAUCCACGGCAGACGCGCCGCCGAACCGCUAGACUAGCCGCUACGUUCACACGCAUAUGAACUCCAUCGACUGUAACAACGGAGAAAAGCAUCUGUUUGCAUUUAGGACUUAAUAUCUCAUACUGGAGCGGCUUUUUUUGAGGAGCAUUCAAACGCUGGUGGCCUAUGCUUUUUGGGACAGCUACGACUACGUUGCUAACCUCUCAACGUUAGAAUUAAAAAAUCUCAGACGGCGAGGCUGAUAAAAGACAGAAGGGUGGGAGCAAGAAAAGCGGUCUGUAGUUCAUGGAACCAUUCUCGCUGUGCUUAUUUUGGUUUUAAACGGCAUCCGGGAUUGGCUAUUCACUGGGAGUGUUUGGCUUUCUGAAAUUAACGUUAUCCAUUGGAAUGUCGCUCUGAAUGUGCUGUUCAAGCCUCAUCUGCACAAUGUCGUCCACGUCUGACCUACCACCACACGCUAGCUAGCUAGCUAGCCUUCUCAAGCAGCGUCGAGGAGUACCGUGCAUCUGAGCGAGGAGUCUUGCCUCCGUUAUUUUUUUUUUAAGAAAUGGAAUAUGAAGAUGCGGACGAUAAAAGGAUUGGAAUAUACAGCCUGUAUUUCGAGGCACUUAUGCACACAUCGGUGUACGGAUUACGCGACUUGUGAAGACAUUCGAAUACCAUUGAUAUUCGCAUGCCCCAUGCCGAAAAAACCCUAGCGUAGCUAGCAGGCUAACUGGCUUGAGAUCUCCCCAACAACAGACUCCCGAGAAAUUCCAGCGCACGCCAAAAGGCUGGCUAAGAGUUUGUUGCAUGGCUAGCUAACAUUAGCCAAUUUGUUUGUAUUAGAAGGUUUAGUUUUUCACUAUUCAGAUGAGCAACUGAUUGUUAUUAUUCUAAUUUUGUAAAUAAAGUUGCCAAGGACCUAUUAGACGUGAUACAACCAAGCCUGACUGGAUUGAAAUUAGCUAGCAGUGCUAGCUUUUUUUCAGGACUGGACAACAACCGCAAGCUAGGUAGCCUACGACGAGGCUAUCUACGCAUAUUGAACUGACUGAAAUCAGUUGAAAGACUUAAAAGAAAUAUUUUGGUUUGGCGGAGGACCGUAUUUGUUCACAGGAAUGAGGUCUAGUAAACGAAGAAAUUAUUUGACCUUGUUUUACGGUCUGCUGCUGUCCUUCUCAACAAUUUACAUCGGGCCCGCAAAUGGAGAAAUCUGUGGCCCGAGCAUGGACAUCGGUAACGACCUGUCGGCGUUUGCGCGGCUGGAGAACUGCACGGUGGUGGAGGGCUACCUGCACAUCCUGCUGCUCAACAACCACGUGAACCAGGAGGAGCUGCGGGCGCUCAGCUUCCCCAAGCUCACCGUCAUCACCGACCACCUGCUGCUCUACCGCGUGGAAGGCCUCUACUCCCUCUCCACCCUCUUCCCCAACCUGGCCGUCAUACGCGGACGCAACCUCUUCUACAACUACGCACUCGUCAUCUUCGAGGUGAACAACCUCAAGGACAUUGGCUUGGCCAGCCUGCGCAACAUCACGCGCGGCGCGGUGCGCGUGGAGAAGAACCAGGAGCUGUGCUACGUCAACUCGGUGGACUGGUCCCUGGUUAUGGACACCAGCAACAGUAAGAGCAACUUCAUCGAGCACAACAAGCCCGUGGCCGAGUGUGGCGACGUGUGCCCCGGCGCCAUGGAUACGGAGCAGGCGCAGCAUCAGCACCAGCCGCCGCAGCAUCCGCAGUGUGUCAAGACCAACUUCAAGGGCAAGGACAGGCACCGCUGCUGGACCUCCACACACUGCCAGAAAGUAUGUCCAUCGCGGUGCAGUGGUGGCGGAGCGUGUACCGACUCCGGCGAGUGCUGCCACCCCCAGUGCCUGGGCGGCUGCUCCGUGGCCAAUAGCGACGCGGCGUGCUCGGCGUGCGUGCACUACUUCCACGAGGGCCGCUGCGUGGCCGACUGCCCCGCCGGAACUUUCCGCUUCGAGGGCUGGCGCUGCAUCACCAUGGACACCUGCGCCCGCAUGCACCACCCGGAGCGCUACGACCCCGAGCCCUUCGUGACGCGCGACGACCCCGAGCCCUUCGUCAUGCACGCCGGGGAGUGCAUGCAGGAGUGCCCCUCGGGAUACACGCGCAACGGCAGCCAGAGCAUGUUCUGUCGUGAGUGUGACGGGAUAUGUGAUAAGGUGUGUGAGCCGACCAAGACCAUCAUCUCGCUGGAGGAGGCCCAGAGUCUACGAGGCUGCACCGUCAUCCAAGGCAACCUGGACAUCAACAUACGCAAAGGAGGGAGCAUCACAGAGGAGCUGGAGAGCUUCCUGGGCCUCAUCCAGACGGUGACGGGCUACGUCCGGAUCCGCAACUCCAACACCCUGCAGUCGCUCUCCUUCCUCAAGAGCCUCCGAUUCAUCAACGGAGAACAGCUGUGGGACAAUAUGUAUGCAUUCUCUGUGAUGCACAACCAGGACUUGGAGAAGCUGUGGAACUGGAGUUCCCACAACCUGACUAUCCGCGCUGGGAAGCUGCACUUCCGCUUCAACCCCAAACUCUGCAUGAAGGAGAUCCACACCAUGUGGGAGAAAACCGGCAUCAAGGGCCAGUACGACAAGGACCACUUCAGACACAACGGAGACCGCGCUAUAUGUGAGAGUGGUAAGCUGACCUUCAAGUCCAACCGCACGACCAGCAGCACCAUCACCCUGACCUGGCACAGAUACCGCCCCCCCGAACAACACACACACGCCAGCUUCAGCGUGUACUACAAGGAGGCGUCUUUCCAGAACAUCACUGAGUUCGACGGCCAGGACGGCUGUGGCUCCAACAGCUGGACUCUGCUGGACGAGGACUCCCAUCCGCAGGAGACCCUGACCUCCGGCCGCGACCUCGCCACCUUGACCGGCGACCCCAGCGUGACCUUGACCCCCCUCAAGCCCUGGACGCAGUACGCCAUCCUGGUCAAGGCCACCACGCGCGCCGAGGACGGCUCUACCAGCCACGGGGCCACGAGUCAGAUCGUCUACAUACGCACCAGGGCCUCAGAGCCGUCUAUGCCGGUGGACAUGCGGGCCUUCUCCAACUCCUCCACCCGGCUACAGGUUCGCUGGUCGCCGCCCGUGCACCUCAACGGGAAUCGAACCUACUACCUCCUCCGCUGGCAGCAGCAGCCCGAACACAAAGGACUCUACCAGCACAACUACUGCUUUAAAGGUGUGGACAUGAAGCUGCCCUACCGGUUUCCUGGUUCCCAGGGGGACGAGGAGGGCGGUAAGGCCGGUAAGGGAGAGGGCGGCGGGGGGGAGAAGGGCCCGUGCUGCCCCUGCCCCAAGACCUCCCAGGACAUCCAGAAGGAGGUCGACCACGCCGUCGUCAGGAAGGCCUUCGAGAACUUCCUGCAUAACGCCAUCUUCCAGCCCAGACCCCCGGACCGGCGUAAGCGAGAUUUGUUUGGCGUGGCCAACGCUACUCUGACCUCAUCCUCAUCACUGAACAGCAGCGUGGCCGAAGGGGGAGGGGCCAACACCACUGAGGGGGCGGGGCAUGGGUCAGGCCAUGGUGGUGGUGAGUUUGAGUUUCUGGAGCGCGAGGUGGAGGAUCGCAAUGUGGAGCUGAGCGACCUGCAACCCUUCACCGUCUACCGCAUCGACCUGCACGCCUGCAACCACGGAGUCCCCGCCUGCUCGGCAGCCGCCUUCGCCUUCUCGCGCACCAAACCUGCAGAGAAGGCGGAUGACAUCCCCGGUUCGGUGACAUGGGAUUGGGUAAAGGAUGCGGUCUUCCUGAAAUGGGCGGAGCCUCCCAGACCCAACGGACUCAUACUGAUGUACGAGAUACGCUACCGUCUGGGCACAGAGCCGGAGAAGCACGAGUGUGUGUCUCGUCAGCACUACCGUCGCCAUGGUGGCGCGCGGCUGCCCAACCUGGGACCCGGCAACUACUCUGCCCACAUCCGGGCCACUUCCCUGGCCGGCAACGGCUCCUGGACCGACCCUGUGGCAUUCUACGUCCCGCACUUUGACCCGUAUGAUAACCUGCUGUACCUGAUGAUCUUCCUGCCCAUUCUGCUGAUCAUCAUCCUCAUCCUCAGCACCAUCUUCUUCCUCCUCAACAGGAAAAGGAAUAGUGAUCGUCUGGGUAACGGUGUCCUGUAUGCGUCUGUGAAUCCGGAGUACUUCAGUGCUGCUGAAAUGUACGUGCCUGAUGAGUGGGAGGUGGCUCGUGAGAAGAUCACCAUGUCCCGGGAGCUGGGGCAGGGCAGCUUCGGCAUGGUGUACGAGGGCAUGGCCAAGGGCGUGGUGAAGGACGAGCCCGAGACCCGGGUGGCCAUCAAGACCGUCAACGAGUCGGCCAGCAUGCACGAGCGCAUCGAGUUCCUCAACGAGGCCUCCGUCAUGAAGGAGUUCAACUGCCACCAUGUGGUGCGUCUGCUGGGCGUGGUCUCUCAGGGCCAGCCCACCCUGGUGAUCAUGGAGCUGAUGACACGAGGAGACCUGAAGAGCUACCUGAGGUCACUACGCUCCAAAGAGCAGGGUGGCAGUGGUCUGCCCCUGCCCCCCCUGAAGAAGAUGAUCCAGAUGACGGGGGAGAUCGCGGACGGCAUGGCCUACCUCAACGCCAACAAGUUCGUACACAGAGACCUGGCCGCCCGGAACUGCAUGGUGGCAGAGGACUUCACCGUCAAGAUAGGAGACUUUGGCAUGACGCGGGACAUCUAUGAGACGGACUACUACCGCAAGGGGGGCAAGGGCCUGCUGCCGGUCAGGUGGAUGUCACCAGAGUCCCUCAAGGACGGAGUCUUCACCACCAUGUCAGACGUCUGGUCGUUUGGCGUGGUGCUGUGGGAGAUUGCCACCCUGGCGGAGCAGCCGUAUCAGGGCAUGUCCAACGAGCAGGUGCUGCGCUUCGUCAUGGAGGGAGGCCUGCUGGACAAGCCGGACAACUGCGCCGAUAUGCUCUUUGAGCUGAUGCGGAUGUGCUGGCAGUACAACCCCAAGAUGAGACCAUCCUUCCUGGAGAUCAUCAGCAGCAUUAAGGAGGAGCUGGAGACUGGCUUCAGGGAGGUGAGUUUCUUCUACAGCGAGGAGAACAAGGCUCCCGAUACGGAGGAGUUGGACAUGGACGCCGUUCAGCUGACCAUGGAGGCCCACCAGAGCAACCUGCAGCCCCUCACGGCAGCCAGCGCUCAGCCCAACAACACCACCACCAACGCCAACGCAGCAGCAGCAGCGGCAGCAGCGGCAGCAGCAGCCUCCUCUUCCCCUGGACCUUCCACAUCCCACGCGUCCUCCUGCGCCGCGCCCCCUAGCAACGCAACAUCCUGCGCCACGCCCCCUAGCAACGCAGCCUCCUCCUGCUCCUCCUCCUCUGGACCCUCUGUAUCCGGGCCGGGCUCAGGCUCGGGGUGUGUUUCUGCAUCCAGCGCUCCCCUCACCACCCCGCCCUGCAACAACACCGCCUCUGCCUCCUCAGCAUCAGCAUCAGCCGUCACCAUGGCGACAGGUGCAGCAUCAUCAGCAUCGACAUCAGCAUCACCGGCUGCUAUGUGCAACGCUGCCUCUUCAUCCUCCACCCCUUCUGCGAACGCUGCUCCCAGCACGGCUGUUGGCAUGGCGACGGCCUCCAGCGGAGCGUACAGUGAGGUGUCGGGCUGUGGGGCGGUGCAGCCGCCCGGGGUGUCGGGGUGCGCGUCGGGGCCGUCGGGGGGUGCAGCUGGCCCCCCUCCUGGGUCGCCCCUCGCCCCCUCCUCCCCUUCCUCCUCCUCGCCCGGCUCCGAUAGGCCGUCGGGGCAGCAGGGACACGCCCACGCGGCGGCCAACGGACCAAUGGCGCUGCUGGGGGCCGGGCUGGACGAGAGCCAGCCGUACGCGCACAUGAACGGACGCAAGAGCCAGAGGUCACUGCCCCUGCCACAGUCCUCUGCCUGCUGACACACACACACACUCUGAACAAACACACACUCCCUAACAUACACACACACAGUCCUUAAACACUCACACUCCUUAAUGCGCACACACACUCUGAACAAACACACUCCUUUACGCAAACGCGCACACACACACUCUGAAAAAAACACACUCCUUAAUGCACACACAAACACUCCGCAUUUCUCUCCUCUGUCCUGCCUCAGUCCUUGAUCCAGUCCUCCAUUUGCUGACAAACACACACACACACACACACACACACACACACACACACACACACACACACACACACACACACACACACACACACACACACACACACACAUUUUCAUUCACCCGCGACCUCUUGUUUCUUGAGGUCUGCAGUGCGUCGCCUUUCUGUUUGUCUGUCCAGCCAUUUCCUUCACUCUGGAUGAUCAGGCUAGACUGGAGUCUUAGUUCCACGUGCCCGUGUGCGUGCCCGUGUGCGUGCGUGUGUGCCCGCGUGUGUGCCCGCGUGCUCCACAACACCAGAGGGGCCCUAUCGAAUAGGCGGAGACUGUUGGCAUAGUAACCGCCAAAACCGCACGCCUGUCCCUCUCAUUGGCAUGACGACUGGAGUUUGUACCGUACCUCAGUGGACCUCUCCGAAUUCUUUCUCAUGAGGACGAGCAUUCUUUUUUUGUUUUGUUUUAGUUCAUUAUUUUAUUUUUAUUUUCUGAGAUUUCCUAUCAACUGACAAUAGCACCAAACCAACCUGCUGCUGUGUGUGUUCGUGUGCGUGUGUGUGUAUGCGUGUGUAUGCGUGUG